AUGUAUCUUGUAUCAUUCACUGACGGGGGCAAGUCUGACGUUAUAAAGCUGAAGAGCGAAUUGCAGCAGAAAUUCAACUGCCAGCUGAAAGACGAGCACAAGACCAUGCUCCACUACCACAUAAACGAGACGAUGCGCUACAGCGACCUGUUCUCCGAGCUGGAGGCGCUGAAGGGCUCCAACCCCAUCGUCGAGGACUACUCGGUGACGGAGACCACGCUCGAGGAGGUGUUCCUCUCCUUCGCCAGGGAGGGCGAGAGCCAGCAAGGGGAGGCUCCCAUCACCCCCGUC
Iphiclides podalirius (scarce swallowtail) is the source of this 291-nucleotide messenger RNA. The record is from the annotation of a GenBank genome assembly. NCBI's taxonomy places the organism in Eukaryota, Metazoa, Arthropoda, Insecta, Lepidoptera, Papilionidae.